AUGAUUGCUGCACUUGGUGUUGAAGACUUGGAAAAGACAAUAAGAAACCAUUCUCCUCUUUUGGAAGAACAUCCCUGGUUUAAAUCUAUCUAUCCAAAUAAACAGCAAAUUCUAUCUAUCUGUCUGUCCAUUCACGAAGCUCGUCCACACAAAGGCCAGUUGAAAGUAGCAGCACGGCUGCGUUCCGUACUACAUUCGGACAUUCAUCCGUCCGAAAUCGCAGUGAGUCACCGUUUUUGUAAUCGAGUUCAGGAUGCUUAUACUCUUCGCUGUACUCCUCAGGUUGAAGAGGGAUUCAGUUUUCGGAUGCUUUACUGCAACUGUUGGGAAAUCCUCGUUCCUAUGUUGUAUUCUUGGCCGCUUCAUUUUCGGACACCAUUUGGCUGCUGGUUGAGAUUUACGGAGCUAAAUUUGUCCGUGUUGACUCGUCUGUGGCACAGGAAAAAAAAAGAAGCCGUAAUAGGCUGCUUUCAGCCCAACCCAGGGGCCGUUUUUUUUUUUUUUUUUUCUCGGUCUUUCUUGUUUCUUUUUUUUUUUCUCUUCACGAUUUUCUUGUCUUUUUCCCUCCUUUUCUUUCUUUUCACUUUUUCUCUCCCUUUUCUUUCUUUUCGCUUUUUCUCUCCCUUUACUUUCUUUUCACUUUUUCUCUCCCUUUUCUUUCUUUUCGCUUUUUUUCUCCCUUUUCUUUCUUUUCGCUUUUUCUCUCCCUUUUCUUUCUUUUCACUUUUUUUCUCCCUUUUCUUUCUUUUCAAUUUUCUCUCCCUUUUCUUUCUUUUCCUUUUCUCUCCUUUUCUUUCUUUUUUUCACCUUUUUUCCCUUUUCUUUCUUUUCACUUUUUUUCUCCCUUUUCUUUCUUUUCGCUUUUUUCCCUUUUCUUUCUUUUCACUUUUUCUCUCCCUUUUCUUUCUUUUCGCUUUUUCUCUCCCUUUUCUUUCUUUUACCUUUUUUUCUCCCUUUUCUUUCUUUUCACUUUUUCUCUCCCUUUUCUUUCUUUCUUUUUGUUUAUGCUUUUUCUUUCUAUCUUUUUCUUUUACUCUUUUUUUCUUUUUUCUCUUUUUAGUUUUCAGAUUUAUCUUUUUUCUAUUCUCUUUUCUUUUUUCUCUUCUUUUUUCCCUUUUUUGUUUUCUCUUUUUCUUUUGUUCUCUCUUUUUCCCUCAUUUUUCUAUUCUUUUUGUUUUUCUCUUCUCUUUUUUCUUUACCCUUUUUUUUUUUUUUUUUUUUUUUUUUUUUUAG
Messenger RNA from Acanthosepion pharaonis, 1233 nucleotides. The record is from the annotation of a GenBank genome assembly. NCBI's taxonomy places the organism in Eukaryota, Metazoa, Mollusca, Cephalopoda, Sepiida, Sepiidae.